AUGGAGGCGGGGAGGGAGAGCUCCAAGGCCAAGCGCGCGCGCGCCGCCAUGAGCAACGAGGAUGACACGACAAGCCAGGGGAGCGCAGGAGGUGGCGCGGCGGCGUCCGCCGGGGGACGAGAUGGCCGUGGUGGUGCGGCGGAGACGGAGGAGCAGGAGCAGGAGCAGGAGCAGGUGGUGUCGGCGGAGACGGAGGAGCACAUCCAGCGCAUCCUCCUCGCCAUCGACAACUACACCCGCCAGGUGUCUGACAUGCUGGAUGCCGGGCGCGCGCUGUUCAAGGACCUCGCCGCCGACUUCGAGGACCGACUCUGCUCGAUCCACAAGGAGAAGGUGGAGCGGUGGGAGGAGGAGAUCCGGGAGCUGCGCGCCAGCGACGCCGCCAGCGAGCAGGCCCGCGCCCUCCUCCACAACGCCCAGCUGCACCUCCUCCACACCGUCCGCGACUAG
This is a messenger RNA of Miscanthus lutarioriparius, 450 nucleotides long. Lineage: Eukaryota; Viridiplantae; Streptophyta; Magnoliopsida; Poales; Poaceae. The record is from the annotation of a GenBank genome assembly.